AUGCCGGUGACUUGUAUUACAGUGAGGUUCAGUUUAUUAAGCUGUUUCGGGUAUCAAAAAUUAACAACAUUUCAAUGUUUUCAUUGUAGUUUUUCUGAAAAAUAUAAUUUCCCAGGAGUCAUAGGAUGCAUUGAUUGCACUCAUGUAGCCAUUUUUUCCCCAAAAAUUGAUGAAUAUGUUUUUGUCAAUAGGAAAGGAUAUCAUUCCAUUAAUGUUCAAUUAAUAUGUGGGGCAAAUCUAGAAAUUUUAAAUGUUAUUGCCAAGUAUCCUGGCAGUUCACAUGAUUCAUUUAUAUGGAAUAACAGUGAUAUUCAGAAUGCACUUAGAAAUAUCCAUCAGGCUGGAAUGAAUGGAUAUUAUUUAUUAGGUGAUUCUGGAUACCCCUUAAGGCCUUGGCUUAUGACUCCUUUGGAACAUGAACCUGCUAUGAAUACUCCAGAAUAUCACUAUAGUAAAGCCCAUAAGAGGGUUCGUAGCAUUAUAGAAAGAUGUAAUGGAUUAUUUAAAGCAAGGUUUAGAUGUUGUCGGAAGGAUCGAGUUCUUCAUUAUGCACCUGAAAUGUCAUGCAAAAUUAUAAAUGCAUGUGUUGUUUUACACAAUAUUUGUAUUAAAAAUAAUUUGAUUUUGCCAGAAGAUGAAAAUGAAGAUGAUCAUGCGGAUGAUGGCUUAUUUGACAAUUUAUUAGAAAUAGGAGGAAUAAAUCCUGAAUUGGUAGCUGGUAAAGCAACCCGUAACCGCUUAAUCACAGCUAGAUUUCAAACAAAUUAAAGAGCAUCGAUGGGUCAAGUGUAUUGAACUAAAAGGUAAAAUAAAAAAGUUUAUAAGAAACUUGAAUUUUCAGUUGCACCCCAAGGAUUUCACAAAAAUUAAAUGUAAAUAAAAUAAUAAACUAUGCUUGUGUAACAAAAUUUAAUCAAUAAAAUAAAAUAAAAGAAAAUUCUGAAAAUAAAUUUUAACAAAAAUAAUAACAAAAACAAAUAAUUAGUGAGAAUCUGCUAAUUUGUUUAUAGCUUCCGCCAUAUGCUCUAAAGCAACUGCAGUUUGCGUCAAGGCCUGUGCAUUUGCUGCUGAUGACGAAUUUAAGGCACUCACAAUAUUGCCCAGAGCCUCCAUCUUCUCUCUAUGGUGCCUUUCCUUCAUCUCAAGUUUUUUUUUAAAUACUUUGCAUGCUUUUCAUAAGCAUUAUAUGUUUUUUGCCUCCUUGUACGUUGCCCGGGCUGGCGCGGCACGUCCGAAGCUGAUAAAGGCUCCGGCACGUCCGGAGCUGACGAAGGUCCCGGCACGUCCGGAGCUGACGAAGGUCCCGGCACGUCCGGAGCUGACGAAGGCCCAGGCACGUCCGGAGCUGACGAAGGCCCUGGUACGUCCCAAGCUGACGAAGGCCCCGGUCCGACGUACCCGGAGAAAAUUCAAAUUUGACAACAGGUACGGGGACAUUUGUAACUCCUUCCACAGAUGAGAGUUUAAUGAGGCAGGCAAUGUAUGCCUCAAUCCGGCUAAGGCCGCAAAUUUUUG
This is a messenger RNA of Aethina tumida (small hive beetle), 1515 nucleotides long. RefSeq names its product putative nuclease HARBI1. The transcript has 5 exons. The record is from RefSeq and is a predicted model, not a curated record. Lineage: Eukaryota; Metazoa; Arthropoda; Insecta; Coleoptera; Nitidulidae. Bases 1 to 768 code for a protein of 255 amino acids.